Molecule: messenger RNA, 333 nt
Organism: Truncatella angustata
Lineage: Eukaryota; Fungi; Ascomycota; Sordariomycetes; Amphisphaeriales; Sporocadaceae
Exons: 1
Coding region: 1-333 (110 amino acids)
Source: RefSeq, a predicted model, not a curated record
AUGACAAUAGAAGUGGCAAACAUGGGCCCUCUGUCAAAUUGUGCGCUGACAGUCGUCGCCAACUUAGAAAAACCGUCGAUUGAAGCCCAUAUGAAAGCGGCUGAGAGGGAGAAGAACAAAAAGCUUAUUGCACUUGAACUUAGUAAGAUUGUUCGAGCAAAUGGCACUUUUCGCACAAGCCCCAGCAAUGAUACAAAAAUAAAAACAUUUCCCACAAUGAUCAAUGCUUGUACGGAAGGUAAUGCUUUCAGCACUGUGGUAGCCGAAUUUGAUCCAAAUGACUCCGUCACCAAUGUCGUCAAUGCAUCCGAUCCGUUGAGGGGCAGGUCAUAA